AUGCUGGGCACGUCCAGCAUGUGCUUGUGUGCCCUACACUUGUGGGGGUGGCUGUGCCUUCGCAUCGCUGCAAUGGGAGGAGAUGAAUUCGAGGCUCUCACCCCGCGAGAUAACAUCCAGACAGCAAAUGCAGAAGCCAAGUGCCAUUUGGCAAAUCUCUUUCUGCACUCACUGGCUGAUGAUGAUGGAGCAGCGCAGCCCAUCGAUGUGCGCCCAGUGCCGGGGCAGAUGCAGGCCUUUGAAGCAACACUGGACUACAGCAUGGCGGGUUUUCAUAUCCAAGCCACGGCCAGUCCUCCCGAUGCCUGCCAAGUCAGUCAGAUGAGCACAGCAGCUAUUAUGCUGGAUCCUGGUGAUUCGACCUUGUCAGAAGUCUUCGUGGAAGCACGGCAGGAAGGGCUCACCAGCCUAAAGUCGCUCAGAUACCUGGUAAACGUUUCUCGUCUCGCAGGUGCUGAAACUGAGCUAAGGCAUGUUUCUGUAUCUGGAGCCUAUCUUGUGCCGGGUUGGAAGCCGGAUGUCAGGGAGUACACUGUGUUUCUAGACUUGGAGGAGGAUCUGGUGAGAUUCAAUUCUAUCAAGCUUGACAAUGGGCAGGCCAUUGAAAUGACGGCAGAAUUGGAGUUUGCUGGAACUCAUGUGGAAGCCAGGCGCCUGCAAACCCUCCCAGAGGCACCUAGAAAGACUAACACUCUUGGAGAAGCUCAGCGAGUUACGUCGAUGUUAACGACGACGCUGGAUGUUGGCCACAGCCGUGUGGUGCAGCUCGGAGUUACGUCUGCUGACAGGUCUCAGGCAACAAACUAUUUUUUCACGGUUCAAAGGCCUGGCUGCUCUGAAGAGCGGCGCUUCUUCGACGGCUCCAGCAGAGCUUGCACGGAUAUUUGCAACGAGGGUUUCUAUGGGAGUUCCGCUACAGGGCGAUGCACUCGCUGUUUGGAUCCUCACUGCGCAGCAUGCGAAGGAAGGAAUUGCUCUCUGUGUUUCCACAAGUACGAAUUUCAGAGCGGGGCCUGUGUACCGAAAGGGGCUGGUAGUGGCAUGGCGGCUCUUCGCCAAGUUGAGUCAGGUGUGACGAGCUAUGCUUGGAAACACCAGACCAUGAUGGUGAUCGUUGGCGCUUCCUUGGCAGUCAUAGGUUCUGCUUGCGCAGCCUCUGUUUUCUGUACUCAGGGCACUGUUUUCAAGCGAAGGCCACGGCUGCUGCAGGAUGAGGAUGAUGAUGACAUGCAAGAUUUCAGUUACCGCGAGGAUUCUUACAGGGCCUAA
Messenger RNA from Symbiodinium pilosum, 1269 nucleotides. NCBI's taxonomy places the organism in Eukaryota, Dinophyceae, Suessiales, Symbiodiniaceae. The record is from the annotation of a GenBank genome assembly.